UCUACUGAUAAAAAUUACAAAACAAGUGUGAAAUUUUCAUUUGCGCAGUUGGGUGGAAGCCUGUCAGGAGUGGAUCGUGCGCUCUCCGGUUCACUCUACACACUUCCCCCCUCCACAGUUGUAUUUUCAAGAUCCUGUGUAAUAACAGUGUCAAAAUCCUCAGUGAUAAUUCCAACAUCGUGGAAAUGUUGCAAAUAUUCUGAAAAUUGUGAGGCUACGGGUCACCAAAUCAUUGCAAAGCUGCAAAACACUCGUUGGACGUAAACGUGGGUGAAAACAAAAGAAUAACUGUCAAAUAAAAGUCAGAGAUUGUUCUCCAACAAUAGAAUGAUGCAACGAUAUCAAGACAAGUGGAAAUAAACUGUUGAAAAAAAUUGACAACAACCGAUAAAUCCUGCCAUCGAUGAUUGAAUAUAUUUUAUCGUCGAAGAUAACCUCUAAAAGAGUUCAUCUUCAGGUGCUAACGACCCCUUUAUUGACAUUGUAAUCGAUAAUAUGAGCUCUAUGGACCGUUAUAAUGGUGAUAUUAUGUGGCGAGUUAAAUUAGAUUCAAAUAAUAGUCCAGCUAUAAUGCAGAGUCUUGAUUCACUUUCAAGUUUAAACAGGGAUAUUUAUCAUUCACCAAACGGACCACCGUCUGGAGUAUCACUUCAUGGAAUUACCUAUCUACACGAUAUCGAUGAUGAAAUGCCAAAUAACAAUAAUAAAAGUUUUCUACUGAUCGAUGGAAAAGAACAUCUCAGGGUAUCCAAUGCUGAGCAAUUUAUUCAACAUCUGGGAUGUGCAAAGGAGGCCAAGGUCAAGGUUGUCUCGAUAUUCGGCAAUACCGGGGAUGGAAAGAGUUACACGAUGAAUAAAACCUUCUUCGAGGGACAGGAGAUAUUCCAAACGUCGAAUGAACAGAACUCUUGUACACUUGGCGUGUGGACUGCCUUUGAUCAUAAAUUAGGAAUCAUUUGUUUGGAUACUGAGGGACUCCUGGGGAUCACUGUACACGAGAAUGAACGCACAAGACUAUUGUUGAAGGUUCUCGCUAUUUCGGAUAUUGUUAUUUAUCGGACUAGAUCGGAGAGGCUGCACAGAGAUCUGUUUACUUUCUUGGGGGCUGCAUCGAGAGCUUAUGGACAUCAUUUUCAUAAUGCUCUGCUGACACUCGCAAGGAGAGAGGGAGUGCCCAAUAGCUCCAGUGCAUUAGGGCCGAGUAUCAUCAUCUUUCAUGAGACGAGACACACGAGACCUCUUACAAAUAACACAUCAGAAAGCGCUGAAGACAUAAUCCGCAACCGUUUCAUCCAGAUGCGUCUCGAAAUAGAGUCUUUCAGUUCGAUAAAAUACGUCGGAAUCCAGACAAACAGCCCGCCAACUGAUUUUUCCCCCCUACGUCACGCUGUCAAGAGUGAACUGGACAAUACAACCGUGAGAUCCGCUCGAAAAGCUCACCUAGUCUACGGUACCCUGAAGCUUCUGAACGACAAAUUCUCAGGUGAAAUUGAGAAUCCCUCCACCAUUCUGUUCCCCGAUCAGUACUUCACCUGUCCGGUCAAGUGUCUCAGCUGUGACUGCAGAUGCAGACAUAGCAUGGGCCACCUGAAGGAAGGAAAGCCUCAUCUCAGCAAUACCAAAUGUCGAUAUCAACAUCAGUAUGAGAAUCUCAUCUACACCUGCAAAAAGUGUCACGUCAACGGUAACGAAGUGAUUGUGACAAGCAGAACUAAGACGACUAAUGAGAACGGAUGGUACGGUCUUGCCAAAUACGCGUGGUCCGGUUACGUGAUAGAGUGUCCAAAAUGUGGGGAAAUUUAUCGAAGCAGGCAAUACUGGUACGGCAAUAAAAAUCCUGAGGAAGCUGCUGUGAGAACUGAAAUAACUCAUGUGUGGAAUAUCACAAGUGUAGCCAAUCUCAAUCAGAAUGCAGCGCAAAAGGUCAUUGACGGUGUAUCCUACAUCACAGAGGCUGUUGCCAAUGCAUCACUCCAACCUACCAAAACAAUUACAGCGUGGGUGGCUGAUCAGGUAGCCCCAAGCUACUGGAGACCCAAUCACGAGAUCAAACACUGCUACAAGUGCAGGACAAUAUUUUCCCUCUCCGAUACCAAGCAUCACUGUCGAGCAUGCGGUGAGGGCUUUUGCAGACAAUGCUCCAGUAAAGUCAAGGCUGUACCUGCCAGGAAUUGGUUCAGUCCGGUAAGGGUUUGCGAUGAGUGUUACGAGAAGGAUGACAAUUCUAAUGACGGUGAGGAGAUGGGCGUCAAUGAGGAUGUUAGUGUGAGAAAGGUCUCGGAGCAUGUUGUUUCCACACUCAGUGCUGUUGGAACUGUUUUAACUUAUUCGAAAUCAUUAAUUAAAGACACCGUCAGGCCAAACUACUGGAUACCAGACUCAGAAUUAACGAACUGUUGUGUAUGUGAAAAACUAUUCUCCGAUUUACUGCCCCUUCAUCAUUGCAGAGACUGUGGACGCGGUGUCUGUCAGGAUUGUUCCCAACAUCGUAAGCCUGUGCCACGCCGAGGAUGGGAUAAUCCAGUUCGUGUUUGCGAUGCGUGUAUUAAAAUUGACUGAAGUGAUUUAAAUUGGCAUCUCCCACAGCCAUUCUUCUUAGAUUUUAGUCAGUUAACAAUACAGAGAUAUAUUUAUAGAACAUAAGCACGGAAUAUUGUCUUAUGUACAGAGGUUCAACAUUUUAAUGAUUAAUUCAAUCGAAAAUUCCCACCACUGACUGAUGAAGGACGAAUUGGGCAUUGAGGGCAGUGCCAUAUCGUCAUUUAUUUUUAUACCCCAGUAGAUUAAAUACUUAUAACAUAAGAGAAUACUGUUGAUAUGAAUGAAGUUAUAAAAUGAGAUGAAGUAAUGUUUCAUUUCAAUGGUUUUGGAGAAAAAAAAACCCUAUCGAUAUUUUUCCUCUCUCUUUAAUUCAGAAAUAUUCAUAAGGAGUUGCAAUAUAUAUUGCAUCACGACUCCGUUGUGGCAUUAAAACUCAGAGAAA
This is a messenger RNA of Diachasmimorpha longicaudata, 2983 nucleotides long. Its product is annotated as zinc finger FYVE domain-containing protein 1-like. Gene Ontology annotation, molecular function: phosphatidylinositol-3,4,5-trisphosphate binding; phosphatidylinositol-3,4-bisphosphate binding; phosphatidylinositol-3-phosphate binding. Gene Ontology annotation, cellular component: lipid droplet. Gene Ontology annotation, biological process: lipid droplet formation. The coding region runs from base 496 to 2559 and encodes 687 amino acids. The record is from RefSeq and is a predicted model, not a curated record. The transcript has 3 exons. Lineage: Eukaryota; Metazoa; Arthropoda; Insecta; Hymenoptera; Braconidae.